Anguilla anguilla (European eel) is the source of this 1497-nucleotide messenger RNA. It is a transcript of the gene efcab11, whose product is annotated as EF-hand calcium binding domain 11. Gene Ontology annotation, cellular component: cytoplasm. The record is from RefSeq and is a predicted model, not a curated record. NCBI's taxonomy places the organism in Eukaryota, Metazoa, Chordata, Actinopteri, Anguilliformes, Anguillidae. The transcript is spliced from 6 exons. The coding region runs from base 142 to 636 and encodes 164 amino acids. Gene Ontology annotation, molecular function: calcium ion binding.
UAACCAAUAACGAGCUUUGUUACAGUUUCCAUGGGAAACUGAAAUCACACUCAUGUCCUCCUUCGUCCGCAACUUUGAUGAUACUAGCAAAGAGAUUCGAAAUAGCGACUAGCUAGCAAGGCGAAGCUUAUUCUGUCCAGGAUGUUUUCUUACACACGUCAAUUUACCAGACAAGAAAGAGAAAUUACGGAAAGUGAUAAGAAAAUGAUUGCAAGGGUUUUUGAGAAGUGUGACGAGGACAAGAAGGGGUACCUGAGCAGAGAAGAUGUGAAAAUGGCAGUGGUUAUGCUGUUUGGAUACAAACCAUCAAAGUCAGAAACAAACUUCUUCAUGGAGCAUGCUCUGCAAGGCAAUUUGCCAGGUGUCCCACUGGAUCUGCUGAUAUCUCUCAUGGGGAAGAAGUUGGCGGUGGCGGAUCAGUAUGACAGAACGAGGCACAUCUUCAACGCCUUCGACGUGCACUGUCGUGGUUAUUUAACGAUGGAGGACUUCCAGAAGGCUUUCAUCCGAGUGGCUCCACAUCUGCCGCAGAGAACGGCGCAGGAGGCGUUUCGGGAGGUGGACCGAGACUCGGACGGCCAUGUCAGCUUCAAGGACUUUGAGCACGCCAUCAGCUACGGGCGAGACAACCUCUAGCUGCUGAGUAAUUGUAGGACUCGCCGAGAAAAUGUUAUUCAUUUAAGGUCGGAAACUAUGGUCAUUAUACAGCAGCGGGGGUGCCUAGUCCUGGGCCGGGGAUGACUGCAGUGUCUGCAUGUUACUGUCUCACCAAAGCACUUACAUACCCAAUUCAGCUAAUUAUCGUUUUCAUUGAACCAAUUUAAGUACUAUUCCCAGCUCUCAGACAGUUAGUAAUUUAGAGCAAGCGAGGAAAACCCGCUAUAGAGCUCAGCAAGACCAGGAUUGGCCACAGCCAUUUCGCUGCAUAGGCAACAGUAGCGGUGAAAUUCAAAAGUCCUGGAAUGUUUCUGCUUGUCGUAGUCUCGCUUUGUGUUCAUGCGGGGAAGCCCAAAAUAUCACUAUCGUGCAGUUGUUCGUCACGCUGUGUUGAAAAGGCUCAUUUGACUUGGCUGAAUGUACACACUCAGAAGACGCUCUCCCUCUUUAUCCUUUUGAUGUGUUCAGCCUUUUAUGCUGCACUAGUCUGCCAGUGUGUACAGGAUGCUUUUUUGUGCAUGGUGUUUGUCACUUCCGAGCUAUUAAACUGCAUCUUUAGAGCUGUACGUCUUUUAGCCCCCUCACUAAGUACUCUUCCACCUGAGAAAUGGGCGGGUUGCAUUAAAAUUGAAUAUUAACAGUCAUAAUAAGAUUCUUUUUUGAAUCAUUUUUACACAAGCUUCUCCGCUGCUGUAUAUUUUUAAAAAACCCAAACGUAUAUUUCCAGGGGAUUUCCAAGGUUCCUCUUGUUACGUAUGAUUAUGGAAUUGUAAAUACUUGUUUGUGUUUUGAGAGAUUUACUGUACUCCCGUCUGAAUAAAGAUGAAUCUGUUUUUGUCA